This is a messenger RNA of Pediculus humanus corporis (human body louse), 906 nucleotides long. RefSeq names its product protein sarah, putative. The record is from RefSeq and is a predicted model, not a curated record. Lineage: Eukaryota; Metazoa; Arthropoda; Insecta; Psocodea; Pediculidae. Gene Ontology annotation, biological process: calcium-mediated signaling. Gene Ontology annotation, cellular component: cytoplasm; nucleus. The transcript has 4 exons. Gene Ontology annotation, molecular function: calcium-dependent protein serine/threonine phosphatase regulator activity; nucleic acid binding. Bases 1 to 906 code for a protein of 301 amino acids.
AUGUCAGAUCAACUAAUGGAAUCUGACAAAUUAUUUCACAAUGAUUCGAAUGAUAUUAUUAUAAAUGCUGUUGAUGGUUUACCAAAUGUUCAUCCUAAUUACAACGAAUUUGAGCUUGAAAGAAAUGAUGUCAAAACAUCUGAAGAUUCUCGAUCGUUAGACGAACUUAUUCACGAUGAAGAUUUGCCCACUUCUUUAAUUGUUACUAACAUAGAUAGUUCAGUUUUUCACAGUGAAGAAGCCAAGAAAAAAAUACAGGUAUUAUUUUCUCAAUUUGGGGAACCAGAAUCUAUUCAGUUUUUUCGAAGUUUUAGGAGAAUGAGGGUCAAUUAUAAGUGUCCCUCAGCAGCAGCUAAAGCCAGAAUUCAGCUUCAUCAAGCUAAUUUUGGAAAAAAGAAAAUUAAUUGUUAUUUUGCUCAGCCUGUUUCUCCAAUCGACUUGGAGGAUCAACAUUUACAUCCACCAGCACUCACCAAACAGUUCCUUAUUUCUCCUCCUGCUUCACCUCCUGUCGGAUGGGAACCCAAAGAGGAAAGUGAACCUCUUGUAAAUUAUGAUUUGCUUGCUGCCAUUGCAAAUCUCACUCCUGGAGAAGCUCAUGAAAUACAUCCACCUCAAGGCGGACAACCUGGUAUUGUUGUUCAUGUUUGCGAAGAGCCUUCAACUGCUGUAAAGUCAAGGAUUAUUCAUACCAGAAACGAUGAUCGUUUUAGUACCGACAAUAAAGCGAAGAUUUCUCGGGUCAGUCGGAGAAAAACUGAUUGUUUCGUUGAGGAAAAACAACAAACCAGAAACAGGAAAACCCAGGAAGUGUACGGUCACACAGAUGAACCAUUUCUAUUAUUAUUAGCACCACUAAGAUCUCUUCCUACACCAAUAAAUGAGUGGAUAAAUGAUCCAUUUUGA